AUGUCCCACCCUAUCAACAAAUUCCAACCAUUCCCCAACUUCUACGUCUACCGACCAGGUUACAUGGUAGUUCCUCUGAUUCCCCUUGACGAGCUACCUUCCUGGAUCCAAGUCGGCAAUUUCGACUGGGGCGAUAGCUCGCUCUACGAGGCUAUGCUUCCAGCUAGCUUUAACUGUUUCCCAAGAAUAGGUGAAUACGACAUUAUAUGUCAUCAUUGCUACAAAAACGUCGACAGCUACCAUCGCAGUGUGUCUGAGCGGAGUGAUAGCAAUGCCUCUUCUCGUGCCUCCGAUCUUCCCAAGGGGCUUGCUGCUCAAUUGCCUGCGAAUUCUAUCUUGUUGGAUCCAUCCUUUAAGCUUGAGCAGCCGCCGUUUGGGGCAAGCUUGAAUGUUAGUCCGUUUGUUGGACUGUGCUUCUCUUCUCGGAAAAGACUGUGUGAGCUCUUGUGCCCAUGUCUUCGGUGUACCCAGAACGGCCAGGAUCAGCAGAAUGACCAGAACCAGGAGAAUGAACACUCUGAACACUCUGAACACUCUGGACACUCUGAACAUGAGGAACACUCUGAACACUCUGAACAUGAGGAACAAUCUGAGCAUGAGGAUCAGUCUGCACAUGAUCCUCCUGGGCAUCCUCCACCUGCGAAUACUCCUGAAUAUCCUCUUGUCAAUAAUCCUGCGGAUUCCCCUAACCCUCCUGCAAAUCCGCCCCUGAAUUCGCCUCCAGAGUCUCCGGAUCAUUCGAACCCUUCUCUGCCAGAGGAAGAGGGAAUUCCUCUAGUGACUAUGUCUCAUUUAGACCAAGGACAUCGGGCAAGCCAAGCGUCUCAGGCAGCACAGGCGGCUCAGGCAUUCCAGGAGAACGGGACUCGUCGGACGCGCUGGGAUAUUCGGGACUCUAUAAGAGCGGAAGCAAGAGAUCGGUCCGCAUCGGAAACCGCAAUCACUGAGUCAUCUUCCAUUCACGCCGUACCAAUUACCGGGACAGACCCUCCAGCUGAGGCAGAACAGGAAGGAGAAGCACCUCCCCGGAAUCAUGUAAACGGAGUCACUCCUGUAGAUACGCCAGGCUAUGCAGCUUCUGCAUCUACAUCUGUUGAACAUACUCAACCUCAGACGAAUGGAGGAAGUGAAGCUCCGACUUCAGGAGGCAGUGGAAACGGCUCCUUUGGGAGGAGGCGUGCGCGACAUCGAGAUAGAUUGAAUCGCCGGGGUCAGUUGUUCGAAGACGACAUGUCUGCCCCAGAAACGGGGAUUGAUCGUAUUGAUUCUGUUGUUGCAGGGCUGUCAGGAAUCCUUGUUGAAACAGACGUGAUUCAACCUCGCCAGGAUGGGCAACGGCAGAACCACAAGGAUCAAAUCCGUAGUGAUUUGGAACGCGGCGUUGAGACACCAGACCACAUCCUCGGGGAGACAUGUAUGCGGCAGGGAAGUAUCCCAGAAGGCGUUGAUGGGGAUGCAGAAGAUGAGGGUGCUGAGGACCAUCCAGAGGCCGGUGAUGAUGACGAAGAUGAGGGUGAGGAUGAGGAGGAUGCGGUAGGUGUGUGUUGGGAAGAGGCGGCGGUAGAGGAAUAUUAG
Messenger RNA from Aspergillus neoniger CBS 115656, 1575 nucleotides. RefSeq lists its product as uncharacterized. The transcript is spliced from 3 exons. The record is from RefSeq and is a predicted model, not a curated record. The coding region runs from base 1 to 1575 and encodes 524 amino acids. NCBI's taxonomy places the organism in Eukaryota, Fungi, Ascomycota, Eurotiomycetes, Eurotiales, Aspergillaceae.